Saccharomyces eubayanus is the source of this 5358-nucleotide messenger RNA. RefSeq names its product putative 1,3-beta-D-glucan synthase (gene FKS3). Gene Ontology annotation, biological process: fungal-type cell wall polysaccharide biosynthetic process; (1->3)-beta-D-glucan biosynthetic process. Gene Ontology annotation, cellular component: plasma membrane; 1,3-beta-D-glucan synthase complex. Gene Ontology annotation, molecular function: 1,3-beta-D-glucan synthase activity. The record is from RefSeq and is a predicted model, not a curated record. Bases 1 to 5358 code for a protein of 1785 amino acids. Lineage: Eukaryota; Fungi; Ascomycota; Saccharomycetes; Saccharomycetales; Saccharomycetaceae. The transcript has a single exon.
AUGAAUGCCACAAGUCCUAAGCUGUCGCUUUCAGACGUUGAAUAUCCUGCUUGGUGUCAGGAUGACGAAGUUCCAGUGACAAUGCAGAAAAUCAAGGAGAUUUUUACACAGCUUAUGGAGAAGUUCGGAUUUCAACAAUCGUCCAUGGAAAAUAUUUACCAGCAUUUGAUGGGGCAGCUGGACUCCAGAGCAAGCCGUACGGGCGCUCAAAAUGCAUUGGUGUCGCUACAUGUCUCGUAUAUUGGAGGCGAGCAUGCAAAUUAUAGAAAAUGGUAUUUUGCCGCCCAGCUUGACUUAGACGAAGAGAUUGGAUUUCAAAACAUGCAACUUCACGGAAAAGCACGUCAGAGAAACGUGAAAAUGGCAAAGAAAAGAGGCGUCUCCAUCAAGGAACAGAUCAAGCAAUGGAAUGAGAAUGAACAAGAGUUUAUCAAUAACCAUCCGAAAAUAACUCUGACUCAGGAGCAGCUGGAAGACCAGACAAAUUUGAAAAGUGCGGACUAUAAAUGGAAACUGAAGAUGAAGAACCUCUCACCAGAACAGAUGAUGAGACAGCUGGCCCUUUAUUUGCUUUGCUGGGGAGAGUCAAACCAAGUCAGAUUCGCUCCGGAAUGUCUUUGCUUUAUCUUUAAAUGCGCGCUUGAUUACGACAUCAGUACGUCAAGUGAGGAAAAACUAGUGAAAAUGCCUGAAUAUACAUACCUGAAUGAUGUUAUUACUCCCUUAUACGAAUUCCUGAGGGCCCAGGUAUACAAGAAAGAUGAUAAAGGAAACUGGAAAAGAAGAGAAAAGGAUCAUAAGAAUAUCAUCGGCUAUGAUGACAUCAACCAGCUGUUUUGGUAUCCGGAGGGCAUUGAACGUAUUAUCUUAAACAACGGAGAUCGGUUGGUAGAUAAAUCACUAGAGGAAAGGUAUCUUCAUUUCAAAGAUGUUGCAUGGUCUAAGGUUUUUUAUAAAACUUAUAGAGAAACCAGAAGUUGGAAGCACUGUUUUACAAAUUUCAAUAGAUUCUGGAUUAUUCAUUUUGCACCGUUUUGGUUUUUUACUACAUUCAACUCCCCCACUUUGUACACCAAGGAUUAUGUGCAGUUAUUAGAUAAUCAACCUACACCUCAAGUCAAACUCUCAGUGAUUUCCUUCGGGGGUACUAUAGCGUGCUUAGUUCAAAUUCUUGCCACCUUGUUCGAGUGGGGUUUUGUACCUCGAGAAUGGCCUGGCGCUCAACAUUUAUCACGAAGAAUGAUUGGCCUCCUUGUUUGUCUCGUAAUCAAUCUAGGACCAUCCAUUUAUGUUUUGGGGUUUUUCGAAUGGGAUGUCCAUUCGAAAUCAGCAUAUAUCGUGUCGAUCAUUCAAUUAAUAAUUGCACUUCUAACCACCCUUUUUUUUGCUAUCAGGCCCUUGGGCGGCCUAUUUCGUCCAUAUCUGAAUAAAGACAAAAGGCAUCGAAGAUACGUCUCAUCUCAGACUUUUACCGCUUCGUUUCCCAAGCUGGCGGGAAGAAGCAAAUGGUUCUCUUACGGGCUAUGGGUAUUCGUAUUUUUGGCAAAAUACAUUGAGUCUUACUUUUUUUUAACCUUAUCCCUAAGGGACCCCAUCCGGGUCCUGUCUAUAAUGGAUCUAUCUAGAUGUCAAGGUGAGUAUUUAUUGGGCCCUAUACUGUGCAAAUGGCAGGCCAAAAUUACGCUGGUGCUGAUGUUACUUUCCGAUUUGGGUUUAUUCUUUCUCGACACUUACCUUUGGUACAUUAUUUGUAAUUGUGUUUUUUCCAUCAUACUGUCAUUUUCUCUUGGUACUUCAAUUCUUACUCCCUGGAAGAACGUAUAUUCUCGAAUGCCCAAGAGAAUAUAUUCCAAAAUCCUGGCUACUUCAGAAAUGGAUGUGAAAUUUAAAGCAAAAAUAUUAAUAUCGCAAGUAUGGAAUGCCAUCGUUAUCUCUAUGUAUAGAGAACAUCUUCUUUCCAUUGAGCAUUUACAGCGGCUACUGUUCCAACAAGUGGAUUCCCUAAUGGGUGAUACAAGAACUUUAAAAUCCCCGACAUUUUUUGUCGCCCAAGAUGAUUCAACUUUCAAAUCAAUGGAAUUCUUUCCCACUAAAUCAGAAGCGAAAAGAAGGAUAUCUUUCUUUGCUCAAUCGUUGGCAACUCCUAUCUCAGAACCUGUUCCAGUGGACUGUAUGCCAACUUUUACAGUCCUGGUUCCACAUUAUUCAGAAAAAAUUCUCUUGGGCUUGAAAGAAAUUAUCAGAGAAGAAUCUCCCAAAAGUAAGAUUACGGUGCUCGAGUACUUAAAGCAUCUGCAUCCUACAGAGUGGGAAUGUUUUGUUAAAGAUACAAAACUCCUUAGCAUGGAAAAGAGUUUUCUGAAAGAGGCGGUUACAACUGGGGACGACGAUGAUCUGGAACUUCCAGAUGCUCUAUAUGAUUCGAGAUCUACUCCACUUUCAGACCCCAAUGACUCUCGAAAGUUGCCUACUGGAGAUGAUCUGAUCAAAGAAAAAAUCAACGAUUUGCCUUUUUCUUAUUUUGGCUUUAACUCCUCUGAACCAUCAUACACAUUGAGAACAAGAAUUUGGGCGUCAUUGCGGACGCAGACUUUAUACAGGACCCUCUCAGGUUUCAUGAAUUACUCCAAAGCUAUAAAAUUGCUGUAUCGAAUCGAAAACCCUUCGUUGGUUAGUAUAUACCGUGGCAAUCUUGAAGCUUUGGAAAAUGACUUGGAAAAUAUGGCUAAUAGAAAAUUCAGAAUGGUUGUUGCUAUGCAAAGAUAUGCUAAAUUCAACAAAGACGAAAUCGAGGCAACGGAGCUUCUCUUAAGAGCUUAUCCAAACAUGUUUAUAUCUUACCUUUGGGAAGAAUUAGACGAUAGCACAUCUACACGUACUUAUUAUUCAUGUCUUACGAAUGGUUAUGCACAGCUUAAUGAAGAAAGUGGAUUGAGGAUGCCAAUAUUUAAAAUUCGCCUGUCGGGCAAUCCGAUCCUUGGCGACGGUAAAUCGGACAAUCAAAAUCAUUCAAUAAUAUUCUAUCGCGGAGAGUAUAUACAGGUGAUUGAUGCAAAUCAAGAUAACUAUUUGGAGGAAUGUUUGAAGAUACGAUCUGUUUUGAGCGAGUUUGAAGAACUUGAAGUUAAUUCCACAAUUCCAUACAUUCCUGGUAUCGAAUAUGAAGAAGAACCGCCCCCUAUUGCUAUAGUCGGUUCAAGAGAGUAUAUUUUUUCAGAAAAUAUUGGAGUGCUAGGCGAUAUUGCUGCCGGUAAAGAACAGACUUUUGGAACCUUAUUUGCCAGGACACUCGCUGAAAUUGGUGGCAAACUGCACUAUGGGCAUCCUGAUUUUCUCAAUGGCAUUUUUAUGACCACUCGUGGUGGACUGUCGAAGGCACAAAGAGGACUGCAUUUAAAUGAGGACAUAUACGCUGGGAUGAACGCAAUAUGCCGCGGCGGAAGAAUAAAACAUAGUGAUUAUUAUCAAUGUGGUAAAGGCCGAGACUUGGGAUUUGGUUCCAUUUUAAACUUUACUACUAAAAUAGGCGCAGGUAUGGGUGAGCAAUUACUAUCGAGAGAAUACUAUUAUCUUGGAACGCAGCUUCCGAUGGAUAGAUUUUUAUCUUUCUUUUAUGCCCAUCCAGGAUUCCAUCUAAAUAAUCUCUUCAUUUCCUUUUCCGUUCAGUUGUUUUUUGUCUUGCUGUUAAACUUGGGUGCUUUAAACCAUGAAACAAUAGCCUGUUCUUACAACAAAAAUGCGCCCAUCACAAACCUCGAAACACCUGUGGGAUGCUAUAAUAUACAGCCGGCACUACAUUGGGUGUCGAUAUUUGUGUUAUCGAUUUUCAUCGUCUUUUUUAUUGCUUUUGCACCUUUGUUAAUUCAAGAAGUCUUGGAAAAGGGUAUUUGGAGGGCAGCUUCAAGAUUUUUACACCACCUUUUUUCGAUGGCACCGUUAUUUGAAGUAUUCGUUUGUCAAGUUUACUCAAAUUCCUUACUGAUGGAUUUAACAUUUGGUGGAGCAAAAUACAUAUCUACAGGCCGUGGGUUCGCAAUAACACGCAUUGAUUUUUCUGAGCUUUAUUCCAAGUUUGUCAGUAUAUCAAUCUACUCAGGGUUCCAGGUGUUCUUUAUGUUGUUAUUCGCAAUAAUAUCUAUGUGGCAGCCUGCGUUGUUAUGGUUUUGGAUAACUGUGGUUUCCAUGUGCUUUGCACCCUUUAUUUUUAAUCCGCAUCAAUUUUCAUUCAUGGACUUCUUUAUUGAUUACAAAAAUUUAAUCCACUGGUUAUUCUCAGGUAACACUAAAUAUCAAAAGGAAUCGUGGGCAAACCUUGUAAAGAGUUCGCGUUCAAGAUUCACCGGCUAUAAAAGCAAGACCAUUGACGAUGUAUCCGAAGAUUCAGGUCACGACUCAAAGAAAGCAAGAUUUUGGAACGUCUUUUUUGCAGAAUUAUUUUUGCCAUUUUGCGUAUUCCUCUUCAAUUUUACAGCAUAUUCUUACAUAAAUGCACAAACAGGGGUCCCUGAUUCAAAACCAACUAGUGCUGUAAUCCGGUUGUUGCUUGUAACUUUUUUGCCAAUUUUUAUCAACUCGAUAUUCCUUUUUCUUCUCUUUUGGGUUUCAUUUUUUGUGGUACCUGGGUUAUCAUAUUGUUGUAAAAAUUCUGGUGCCGUGAUUGCUUUUAUUGCACAUACGUUUUCAGUUUUCGUCUACCUUUUAGAUUUCGAAGUGAUGUGGUUUUUACAAGGAUGGAAUUUCACACGUACAUUGAUACUACUUAUUACAUGCAUCAACUUGCACCUGGUCCUUUUCAAAAUAUUUACGACAAUAUUCCUGACAAGAGAGUAUAAAAACAACAGAGCACAUUUGGCUUGGUGGAAUGGUAAGUGGUAUAACACAGGAAUGGGUUGGUCUGUUAUUUUACAGCCUAUAAGAGAAUAUUUUGUGAAAAUUAUGGAAUCCAGCUAUUUUGCUGCGGAUUUCUUUCUUAGCCAUUUCCUAUUGUACAUACAAACACCUAUCAUAUUGCUACCCUUUGUCGAUUAUUGGCACACAAUGGUAUUGUUUUGGAUGAAUCCAAGAGAUAUUAUUGCGCAUAGAAGAAUUUACACCAAAAAGCAAAGAACAAAAAGAAGCAGCACAGUCUCGAAAUAUUUCUCCCUAUAUUUCAUACUACUAAGUGUUUUUCUUUUUCUGUUAAUUGCGCCAUUCUUUGCUAGUGAAUUUGUACCCGAUCCGCAAGAAAUGCUAGAAGGCACGCUUUUUGAGGGGAUCUUUCAACCCAACGGUCAAAACAACAAUGAUACCGGUCCAAAUGCCCCAUCGACCAUCCUCACCACAACACCGCCUUUACCAACCUUUAAGACUGUUGCGUAG